Molecule: messenger RNA, 2140 nt
Organism: Aspergillus uvarum CBS 121591
Lineage: Eukaryota; Fungi; Ascomycota; Eurotiomycetes; Eurotiales; Aspergillaceae
Product: RNA-binding signal recognition particle subunit SRP54
Exons: 2
Coding region: 138-1742 (534 amino acids)
Biological process (GO): SRP-dependent cotranslational protein targeting to membrane; SRP-dependent cotranslational protein targeting to membrane, translocation
Cellular component (GO): signal recognition particle, endoplasmic reticulum targeting; cytosol
Molecular function (GO): 7S RNA binding; GTPase activity; endoplasmic reticulum signal sequence receptor activity
Source: RefSeq, a predicted model, not a curated record
GCCUCUAGCUGUCUUUACAUCUCGUUGUCAUCUCCCCAGUCGCUCCGGGCUAUUCUCCUGAUAUUUUCGAGAGGGUCUUACUGUGCGACUUGCUACGAACAUUUUAAUCUUCACUUCAUUGAAACUCCCAUCCCACCAUGGUCCUUCAGGAUCUUGGGCGGCGAAUUAAUGCCGCCGUCAAUGACCUGACUCGGUCUAACAAUCUGGAUGAGAAGGCUUUCGAUGAUAUGCUCAAGGAGAUCUGCGCAGCUCUGCUGUCCGCCGACGUCAACGUCCGCCUCGUCCAGACGCUCCGGAAGUCCAUCAAGUCCAGCGUCAACUUCGCCUCCCUGCCACCCGCCGUGAACAAGAAGCGCCUGAUCCAGAAAGCCGUCUUUGAUGAACUGGUCGCCUUGGUGAACCCGCACGCGGAGCCGUUCCGCCCCAAGAAGGGCCGCUCCAACGUGAUCAUGUUCGUCGGUCUGCAGGGUGCUGGUAAAACGACCACCUGUACCAAAUUGGCUCGCCACUACCAAAUGCGCGGGUUCAAGACCGCCCUUGUCUGUGCCGAUACCUUCCGUGCGGGUGCCUUCGACCAGCUGAAGCAGAAUGCCACCAAGGCCAAGAUCCCGUACUACGGUAGCCUGACGCAGACCGACCCCGCUGUCGUGGCCGCGGAGGGUGUCGCCAAGUUCAAGAAGGAGCGCUUUGAAAUCAUCAUCGUGGAUACCAGUGGUCGUCACAAGCAGGAGGAAGAACUGUUCACCGAAAUGACCCAGAUCCAGACUGCCGUCACCCCCGACCAGACCAUCCUCGUCCUUGACAGCACCAUCGGUCAAGCCGCUGAGGCUCAGUCCUCCGCGUUCAAGGCCACCGCCGAUUUCGGUGCCAUCAUCAUCACCAAGACGGACGGCCACGCGGCGGGUGGUGGUGCCAUCUCGGCUGUCGCCGCCACGCACACCCCCAUCAUCUACCUCGGUACCGGUGAACAUUUGAUGGAUCUGGAGCGGUUCGAGCCCAAGGCCUUCAUCCAGAAGCUGCUGGGCAUGGGUGAUAUGGCCGGCCUGGUCGAGCACGUUCAGGCUGUCACCAAGGACUCUGCCUCGGCCAAGGAGACCUACAAGCACAUCGCAGAGGGGAUCUACACGCUGCGCGAUUUCCGUGAGAACAUCACCUCGAUCAUGAAGAUGGGUCCUCUGUCCAAGCUCUCCGGCAUGAUCCCGGGUCUAUCCAACCUGACCGCCGGUCUGGACGACGAGGACGGCUCGCUGAAGCUGCGCCGCAUGAUCUACAUCUUUGACAGCAUGACUGCCGUCGAGCUGGACGGCGACCCGAAGGUGUUCGUCGAGCAACCCAGCCGCAUGGUCCGCGUGGCUUGCGGCAGCGGUACCACCGUCCGCGAGGUCGAGGAUCUUCUAUCUCAACAUCGCAUGAUGGCCGGCAUGGCCAAGCGCGUCGGCGGGCAAAAGAAGCAGAUGCAGCGCGCCCAGAACAUGCUCAAGGGCGGAAACAAAGAGCAGCAGCUGGCCGCGAUGCAGAAGCGCAUGGCCGCCAUGGGCGGGGCCGGCGGCGGCGGGUUCCCCGGUAUGCCCGGCAUGGGCGACAUGGCCAAGAUGAUGCAGAUGCUGCAGGGCCAGGGCGGCGGCGGUGGUGGCGGCCUCCCGGGCAUGGGUGGUAUGGACUUGCAGAGCAUGAUGAGCCAGAUGGGCGGGCUGAUGGGUGGUAUGGGCGGUGGUGGUGGCGGCCGUGGCCGUGGCCGGUGAUCCUGCUGCAAUCCCUCCCUCCUCAUUCAACCUCAUUCUUCGUUUUCCACUGGCUUCCAUCCACCCACCCUCUCCCUCAAGUUCCUUCUACCCUCUUCGCCCCUUCUUGUCUAUAUCUGAUCCUUUCUCUCUAUUCUUCCUUUCAUGACUCCGGAUUGAUUUUCCCCCGCCGGAAGCCACGGCUUACUGCUGAUGUCGAUGUCGAUUGUAUUAGCAUACUAUGGUGUUGGGCGUGUUUCUUUUUUCUUGGUUUCCACCGGGUUGUUGAUUCAUUCCAUCCCAAUUUCAUACCAAAAUAAUCUGUUGAUAGAUGAGGCUUGCUUGCAUUGACCAGAUUGGCUCGUAAUCAUGUAUUUUGUGCAUCAUCCCCGAAAUAGUGGUAGAUUGCUCAAUCAUAU